AUGGCUUCGCUUGAUUUUCUUACCUUUGUAACAGGGAUCGUGCCCUUAAGGAUAUUUUUAGGGAUAAUUUUAGGGAUAUUUUUCUUGAUCGCCCUUAUACACAAAUUAAGAAGAAGGCAUUUGUCGAUGGACGAGGAGAUUGAGAACUUUCUUCAAAGCCAAAAGAACUUCAUCCCUAUAAGGUAUUCUUAUGCCCAAAUCAAGAAAAUAACAGAUGGUUUCAAGAAUAAAUUAGGUCAGGGAGGUUUCGGAACCGUGUUUAAAGGCGAACUUCGAAGCGGAAAACUCGUUGCAGUAAAAUUAUUAAACGAAUCGAAAGGUAAAGGUCAAGAUUUCAUCAAUGAAGUUGCAACUAUCGGAAGGAUUCACCAUGUGAAUGUUGUGCAACUCAUUGGAUUUUGCGUGCAAGGAAAGAAACAAGCUCUGGUCUAUGAUUUCAUGACAAAUGGAUCAUUAGACAAAUUGAUAUUUUCCCCAGAAAGUAACAGUUUGAGCUGGGAAAAGAUGUUUGAGAUUGCACUUGGAAUCGGUCGAGGUAUUGAAUAUUUACAUAACGGUUGUGCCAUGCAGAUCUUACACUUCGAUAUCAAGCCACAUAACAUUCUUUUGGACGACAACUUUGAUCCAAAAGUUUCGGAUUUUGGCCUUGCGAAGCUGUAUUCAACAGAAGACAGUAUUGUUUCUCUCACAGCAGCACGAGGUACAAUUGGAUAUAUGGCUCCUGAACUGUUUUACAAGAACAUUGGAGGUGUUUCGUAUAAAGCUGAUGUUUAUAGCUUUGGGAUGAUGCUGAUGGAAAUGGUGGGGAGGAGGAAAAAUUUGAAUGCUUUUGCUGAUCAUUCAAGUCAAAUCUAUUUUCCUACAUGGAUUUAUGAUCGACUCGAGUUAGGGGAGAACAUAGAGCUUGGAGACAUGACGGAAAAUGAAAAGAAAACUGUGAGGAAAAUGGUAACUGUUGCCUUUUGGUGCAUUCAGACAAAGCCAGUAUAUCGUCCUUCAAUGAGCAAAGUUUUGAAGAUGCUUGAAAGUGAAGUGGAGCUACUUGAAGUACCUCCCAAGUCAUUUGUGUUUUCUGUGGGCAUGUCAAGUAAUGAUAGGGAUUAAGAACUCAACACAUAGGGGAAUGUAAUGUACUGCAAGUUGUGCAAUG
Hibiscus syriacus is the source of this 1150-nucleotide messenger RNA. RefSeq names its product rust resistance kinase Lr10-like. The record is from RefSeq and is a predicted model, not a curated record. The transcript has a single exon. Lineage: Eukaryota; Viridiplantae; Streptophyta; Magnoliopsida; Malvales; Malvaceae. The coding region runs from base 1 to 1104 and encodes 367 amino acids. Gene Ontology annotation, molecular function: ATP binding; protein kinase activity. Gene Ontology annotation, biological process: protein phosphorylation.